UCAUCAUUCCACAAACUCAAAUUCGACGUAAAAUCUUUUUUUCUCUUUUUUGUUUUAAUCUAAUUUUCUUAGUUUCUUCCUCUCACUUCUAAGAUUUUAUUACCAAUACUAGUUCAUGUUCAACUAAUUGAGCACAAGGACUUUCUUUGCGCUAUUUGGGUUUUCACUCGUAGAAAAAAUAUUGUUGAAAAUGCAGUACCAAAACACAAGGACAAGGCAAAGGUCAUUAUCUUCGGAGUCGUUGGAGAGGGUGGCGAGGCUGGCUUCCGGAAGUGCGGUGGUGAUAUUCAGUUCGAGCAGUUGUUGCAUGUGCCAUGCAGUGAAGCGGCUGUUCAGUGAGCUCGGUGUGAGCCCAGCGGUGUACGAGCUGGACCAAGACCCUAACGGUAAAGGGAUGGAGCGGGCGCUCUCCAAGCUUCUCGGCAAUUCACCCGUCAUUCCUGUUGUGUUCAUAGGUGGAGAACUAAUUGGAUCAAUGGAUAGGGUUAUGGCUUCUCAUAUUAGUGGCACUCUUGUUCCUCUUCUCAAAAAAGCUGGGGCUCUUUGGCUUUAAUUCCAGCAUUCUUUUGCCUUUUAUGAUUGUUAUAAUAUGUUUGUUUCAUUUUGUAUAACACUCUUUUCCGUUUAGUUAGAAUGAUAUUUUUCCAUA
Molecule: messenger RNA, 649 nt
Organism: Capsicum annuum
Lineage: Eukaryota; Viridiplantae; Streptophyta; Magnoliopsida; Solanales; Solanaceae
Product: glutaredoxin-C1-like
Exons: 1
Coding region: 191-553 (120 amino acids)
Source: RefSeq, a predicted model, not a curated record